Molecule: messenger RNA, 3212 nt
Organism: Trachymyrmex septentrionalis
Lineage: Eukaryota; Metazoa; Arthropoda; Insecta; Hymenoptera; Formicidae
Exons: 3
Coding region: 309-1208 (299 amino acids)
Source: RefSeq, a predicted model, not a curated record
UAUUCGAUUUACCGACUUGACCUGACUCCGAGUCAAUGGUCUGUUCUUCAUAGCUGCAUUUCUUGCACAGUUUAGCUUUUCUUUUGCAGCUAAACAGAACAGACCAUUAACUCAGAGUCGGGUCGAGUCAGUAAAUCGAAUAUGCUAUAAAAUUAAGGAAAGAAAACAAAAAUUUCAAGUUAGCUAAUCACAUGUUUACAUACAAGUUAAUUCCACGUAUACUCUAUAUUGAAGAUCUGAGACCAAGAAAAAGUGUCUCACAACACCUCAAUCUCUUAUAGUGAAAUUGUUACAAAUUCACAUUAAGUAUGGGAAGAACCUAUAGCCAUGGUAGAUAUUUAACUCUCUGUACUAAAAGACUUUCUAAAAAGAAAACAUAUGUUUUAAGGCGACGACGUAAAAGAGAGAUGAUGGAACAAGCAGCCUUGGCAGCCAACUAUAUCGCUAACAAUAUUAUUAAAAGUGAAUCUAUUGAGUCAAUAAACUCAUUUAUGUCACCUGAAACAAUUGAGUCAAACUCAUUCAUGUCAUCUGAAACAAUGGAUUCGAAAGAAAUGAACACUUUAGAAACAUACCUAGGUACAAAGUCAAUAGAUUCAAAAGAAAUGAAUAUUUUAGAAACGAACCUGGCUACAAAGCCAAUGAACUCAAAAGAAAUGAAUACUUUAGAAUCGUACUUAGAAACAAGGCCAAUGAAUUCGAAAGAAAUGAAUACUUUAGAAACGUACUUGGAAACAAAGUCAAUGAAUUCAAAAGAAAUGAAUACUUUAGAAACGUACCUGGGUUCAAAACUAAAUAAAGAUAUAUAUGAAAAUGUCCGAAUUUGUGACGAAGACGACGUUCCAGGUACGAAUCGUAUCCAAGAGCAUGAGCCUGAAGGUGAUCGUAUUAUCAAUAUUUCUUUCUUUAUGAAAGAGAUGCAUCGGGUAUUUGAUGGUCAUGCACCAGGAUUUGAGUGCAAAUUUAAAGAUUGGAUACUUAUAAAUUCGCGUCGUCGAGGAUUACUGACGCAGUUCUUUUAUAAGUGUCAAACCUGCAGUUAUGAAGCAAAUUUUUGGUCACAUCCUACAGACAAAAAAGUCUUUCUCAUCAGUACGGCUAUUACAGCUUCCAAUCAAAAAUCAAAGAUUGGAAUUAAUGCCGAACUGAAAGAACAAUUUGCAGCUGUAAAUCUACCAUGUUUGAAUGGGAAAAUAGAUAUUAGAUAAGAUAUUAAUUAAUCGAUGAUACCGAGGUGACGAACAUUAAAAAUAUGAAACUAACAGGAAAUUAAAAAGCAAUUCGAGCGGAAAGAAAUGAAGUAGCAUUUUGUAUUGUUGCGUCCGCAUGAUACAAUUAUUAAGUUUGAAUUGUUCUAUGAAUGAAGUCGCGAAGUACAUAUUCUCCGGCCAAGUCGUUUUUUUUUAAGAAUAGGCGCCAUGGUUACUGACUGGAACUUCGAUUCGGACAUAUGUAUGCUUCUCUGUAUUUGAGUUUAUACAUUCUUUGUUGCUUCCUCUACUAAAUGUAUCUUUUUUUUUUUUAGCGAUUUUUUAUCUCCAUGCGCCCGGUGAUCGAAUACUCACGAUCAUUUACACAGGCUGUAAUCUAUGUAAUAUAAACCUAUACCAUAAUCCUGUAAGAAUUGACCAAUUAUAGUCGAUUAUUUCCCUCUCAUUCGACUAUGAUCAAGCCUUACAGAUUAUGGUCAGUAUAAAUGAUCCCAAACUCACUGAAAUAUAAUAUUGAAACGCGCAUUUGCUGAUAUCGCAAUCCGAUAAAGAAGAUUCUAAAUAUUUCUUUUUAGUAUAAUUCAAUCUGAUCAAAAGUUUUAUUAUUACAGACUACGUUAUGCGCCGAAUUGUUUCUGAUGAGAGACAUAUACCGUAUCAAAUCAAAAUGGUUAGAUUAAGUUAGUCUGUGUUAAUAUGUGUGAUUUCACACAUAUGUAUUACAUUAGUGAAUUUUAAUUUUUUAUGAGACUGUAUAAUCCUCGCUACGCAUACACCAUCUACUGCACAUGUGCUAUAUAGUUUAGGAAAGGACAAAGACAUUCGUUAACAAAGGCAGUAAAGGGUCAGGUGUCCCAGUACAAUUAUAUUUCAAUGAUGUCACUUUAACUACAUAAUGUUGCUUUCCUUUUAGAACACAAUCGACACAAGUGUCACUUUUUAUUUGUUUUAUUAAAUAAAUUUAUUGAAGAAAAAGGAUAAAACGACGAUUGUGUGUCAAUAUAGAUUAAUUAAUGCCAACCUCGCGAGAUAUAGGCCAAGAUGUAUUGCGACAUCGAAUAUAAGAACUAAUUUUUAUAACGUAUUCUAUAGUACCGUCUACAGUGACAAAAGACUUUUCAUUUUUGUAUCUUCUGCAAAGAGGUAUUAAUUAGGCAAAAAAGUUAUAUACUAAGGUUCUAAAUAAUCAGAGAAUUGGCUUUGCGUCACGGUUUUUGAUCGGUGAUGCUUUUUAAUUAAAACAGCUAUAUUGAUUGAAUGUCAUUAUGUUGAAAAUUUAAUUCAGAUAAAAUAAUACUUCUAGCCAUGAUGUAAGAAUAUAUGGUGUUCGCUUUCGAGAUAUGCAGUGCUGAUCAAUCCGAGAGUUGUCCAAAAUGCAAAAAACAUUAUGGCUUCUAUGAUCUGCGACAGAUUAAAAGUUGAUUUAUAAUAACAGAGAAAAUAGUAAUUUUUCUGAUAAUAGUAAUCUCUCUGAUAAUAAUCUGUAAGAAUUGACCAAUCACCAUCAAAUGAGAGGAGAAUAAUCGACUGAUUGUCAACUCUUAGAGAUUACGAUAUAAAUUAAUAGAUUACAGUUAUUAAUCUCAAGUUAAGGCUCCUGAGUAGUCACUUUAGCCAUAUUGAAUUGUGACAUAAGCGAGAAAUGACACGUUGAUUUUUCUUACAUAUCAUUUGUAAAUAAAGAGAAUUUGAAUUAAACGAAAUGAUAAGAUCUCUUUAAAACACUUGUAAAAAUAGACACGUAAAUGAAUCUUUUUCGAUUCUUUACUGACUAUCAGGGGAGAUAAGGAUAGUUUUCGUCCAUUUUUACAAGUAUUUUAAGGGAAUCUCAUUAUUUCGUUUUAUCCAAAUUCUCUUUAUUUACAAAUAGCAUGCAAGAAAAAUCAAUGUGUUGCUUAUAACACAUUUCUCGCUUAUGACGUCACGAUUCAAUAUGAUUGGAGUGAGUACUCAGGAACCUCAAAUUAUAUAUUUCCACAAUGCUAUGUCGCACUACAUUUG